AUGCAGUCUUCGCCCCGUGCUCGUGCGUCCCCGGCUGUUUCGGGCUCGACGCCUAGCUCCCUGAACGAUUUGUUCGUUCCCCCCUCGCCUGUGCCCGACCGGUCCCGGAGGAGCGCGCGCCUGGCGUCCCAGGAUGCUGGGUCCGUCCGCACCUUCCUCGCGGCCCGCGGCGUUGUGCCAGUGACUUUCUUCAUGCUGACGUCACUGUGCCAGCACUUCCGCUUGUACUUUUCUGAAGUGAACACUGAUGCCUGGGACUGGGUGCGCGACCCCUUUGCACCUGGAUCACCCAAUAGCCUAACAGGAGCAGAGAGAGGAGCAGAGAGAGGAGAAGAGAGAAGAACAGGAGCAAAGAGAGGAGCAGGAGCAGAGAGAGGAGCAGAGAGAGGAUUAGAGAGAGCAGGAGUAGAGAGAAGGAGCAGAGAGAGGAGCAGAGAAAGAUCAGAGAGGGCAGAAUCUGAGGCAGUGGUUAUGGAACUGACUCCAAAUGGAUCCAGACAGGGUCCAGGGGCCACGGUCAGUUUCCACAAUAUCCACUACAAAGUCCAACAGGGAGGAUGCUGCCGCAAGAAAACAAGCAAAGACAUCCUGAUCGACCUGAGUGGGAUCAUGAAGCCCGGCCUGAACGCCAUCAUGGGAGCCACCGGCAGCGGGAAAUCCUCGUUCCUGGACGUGCUGGCAGCUCGCAAAGACCCAUCUGGUCUGAGUGGAGAGGUUCUGAUCGACGGCCGACCGCAGCCGCCCAACUUCAAAUGUCUGUCGGGAUAUGUGGUCCAGAGGGAACGCUCUCUCCCUGCUCCAGAGGGAACGCUCUCUCCCUGCUCCAGAGGGAACGCUCUCUCCCUGCUCCAGAAGGAACGCUCUCUCCCUGCUCCAGGGAAGAGGGAACGCUCUCUCCCUGCUCCAGAGGGAACGCUCUCUCCCUGCUCCAGAGGGAACGCUCUCUCCCUGCUCCAGAGGGAACGCUCUUCCUGCUCCAGAGGAACGCUCUCUCCCUGCUCCAGAGGGAACGCUCUCUCCCUGCUCCAGAGGAACGCUCUCCGAGGACGCUCUCUCCUGCUCCAGAGGGAACGCUCUCUCCCUGCUCCAGAAGGAACGCUCUCUCCCUGCUCCAGAGGGAACGCUCUCCCCUGCUCCAGAGGAACGCUCUCUCCCUGCUCCAGAGGGAACGCUCUCUCCCUGCUCCAGAGGGAACGCUCUCUCCCUGCUCCAGAGGGGAACGCUCUCUCCCUGCUCCAGAGGGAACGCUCUCUCCCUGCUCCAGAGGAACGCUCUCUCCCGGAACGCUCUCUCCUGCUCCAGAAGGAACGCUCUCUCCCUUCUCCCUGCUCCAGAGGAACGCUCUCUCCUGCUCAGAGGAACGCUCUCUCCUGCUCAGGGAACGCUCUCUCUCUGCUCCAGGGAUCUCUCCUGCUCCAGAGGACGCUCUCUCUGCUCCAGAGGAACGAACGCUCUCUCCUGCUCAGAGGAACGCUCUCCCUGCUCCAGAGGAACGCUCUCGCUCCUGCUCCAGAGGGAACGCUCUCUCCUGCUCCAAGAAACGCUCUCUCCUGCUCCAGAGAGGAACCUCCUCCCCUCCUGCUCCUCCCUGCUCCAGAGGGAACCUCUCUCGCUCCUCUCUCUCUGCUCCUGCUCCAGAGGAACGCUCUCUCCCUGCUCCAGAGGAACGCUCUUUCCCUGCUCCAGAGGGAACACUCUCUCCCUGCUCCAGAAGGAACGCUCUCUCUCUGCUCCAGAGGGAACACUCUCUCCCUGCUCCAGAAGGAACGCUCUCUCCCUGCUCCAGAGGGAACGCUCUCUCCCUGCUCCAGAAGGAACGCUCUCUCCCUGCUCCAGAGGGAACGCUCUCACUCUGCUCCAGAGGGAACGCUCUCUCCCUGCUCCAGAAGGAACGCUCUCUCUCUGCUCCAGAGGGAACGCUCUCUCCCUGCUCCAGAUGGAACGCUCUCUCCCUGCUCCAGAGUGAACGCUCUCUCCCUGCUCCAGAAGGAACGCUCUCUCCCUGCUCCAGAGGGAACGCUCUCUCCCUGCUCCAGAGUGAACGCUCUCUCCCUGCUCCAGAGGGAACGCUCUCUCCCUGCUCCAGAGGGAACGCUCUCUCCCUGCUCCAGAGGGAACGCUCUCUCCCUGCUCCAGAGGGAACGCUCUCUCGCUGCUCCAGAGGGAACGCUCUCUCUCUGCUCCAGAGGGAACGCUCUCUCCCUGCUCCAGAGGGAACGCUCUCUCUCUGCUCCAGAGGGAACGCUCUCUCCCUGCUCCAGAGGGAACGCUCUCUCCCUGCUCCAGAGGGAACGCUCUCUCCCUGCUCCAGAGGGAACGCUCUCUCCCUGCUCCAGAGACGACGUGGUGAUGGGCACGCUCACGGUCCGAGAGAACUUCAGCUUCUCUGCAGCUCUGCGUUUGCCUUCGAACAUCUCACAGCAGCAGAAAGACGAGAAGGUGGAGAAGCUGAUCCAAGAGCUGGGGCUGGGGAAGGUGGCCGACUCCAAGGUGGGCACACAGCUGAUUCGUGGGAUCUCUGGCGGUGAGAGGAAGCGCACAAACAUUGGCAUGGAGCUCAUCAUGGAUCCCUCCGUCCUGUUCUUGGACGAACCCACGACCGGACUGGACUCAUCCACCGCCGGGUCAGUGCUGCGGCUGCUCAAGAGGAUGGCGGAUCACGGUCGCACAAUCAUCCUCUCCAUCCACCAGCCGCGAUACGGAAUCUACCGUCUGUUUGACAGCCUCACACUGCUCGUCAACGGGAACCAGGUGUACCACGGCCCGGCGCAGGAGGCUCUCGACUACUUCUCAGACAUCGGAUACACCUGUGAGCCGCACAAUAAUCCUGCAGACUUCUUCCUGGACGUGAUCAACGGCGACUCGACGGCGGUGAUGCUGAGCUCCGACCACAGCGGGGAGCGGCCCUCGGCUCAGGCCAUCGAGCAGAAGCUGGUGCAGGAGUACAGGACCUGCAGCUACUACAAAAAAACUCAGGCUGAACUCGAGCAGAUUGUGGUCGGAGGAAAGCAGGCGCCCUCUAUUGUCCGCUCCAGGACCAUCACCUACAACACUGGCUUCUGCACUCAGUUUAGAUGGGUCCUUAGGAGAACUUUCCAGAACCUAGUGCUGAACCCACAGACCUCCGUGGCACAGGUGGCGGUCACCGUGUUCCUGGCUCUUGUAGUUGGAGCUCUAUUCUUCGGCGUUCAGAGUGAUCGCAGCGGGAUCCAGAACAGAUUUGGAGUUUUGUUCUUCAUCACAGUGAACCAGUGUUUCAGCUCCUUGUCCUCAGCAGAACUCUUCAUCACAGAGAGAAAACUCUUCAUACAUGAGUACAUCAGUGGUUACUAUCGUGUCUCUGUGUAUUUCUUGGCAAAGAUCUUGUCUGACAUCAUCACGCUGAGGACCAUCCCCGCCAUCGUCUUCUCCUGCGUCGCCUACUUCAUGAUCGGUCUGAAGCCCACCGUCGCAGCCUUCUUCACGUUCAUGCUCACCGUCGCCCUGGUGGCCUACACUGGGACUGCAAUGGCGAUGGCGAUCUCUGCUGACCAGACUGUGGUCGCCAUCGCCAACAUCUUCAUGACCAUCUCCUUUGUCUUCAUGAUGAUCUUCACGGGGUUACUGGUGAACCUCCCCACCAUCGUCAGCUGGUUGGCCUGGCUCAAGUACCUCAGUAUUCCAAGAUACGGGUUUGGGGCGCUGCAGAUCAACGAGUUUGUGGGACUGGAGUUCUGUCAAUCUUUGAACACAACCACAAUCUGUCAAUCCGGGGAGAGCGUGCUAGCGGAACAAGGCGUGGACUCGUCGCCAUGGGGACUGUGGCAAAACCAUGUGGCGCUGAUCAUCAUGUCGGCCGUGUUCCUGACCAUCGCGUACCUUAAACUGCGCUUCAUCAAGAAGUUCACAUGA
Knipowitschia caucasica is the source of this 3891-nucleotide messenger RNA. The record is from the annotation of a GenBank genome assembly. Lineage: Eukaryota; Metazoa; Chordata; Actinopteri; Gobiiformes; Gobiidae.